Eutrema salsugineum is the source of this 2577-nucleotide messenger RNA. RefSeq lists its product as uncharacterized. Bases 1 to 2577 code for a protein of 858 amino acids. The record is from RefSeq and is a predicted model, not a curated record. The transcript is spliced from 5 exons. Gene Ontology annotation, molecular function: protein binding. Lineage: Eukaryota; Viridiplantae; Streptophyta; Magnoliopsida; Brassicales; Brassicaceae.
AUGACGAAGAGGAUAAGCGAUCUUCCACCGAAACUGGUAGGGGAGAAGAUACUGAGCAAGGUUCCGAUAACAUCUCUGAGAGAAGUGCGAUCCACUUGCAAAUCAUGGGAAGCUUUAUCCAAAGACUGGAUUGUAGGUAAAGAAGCAGCAGCAAGACAGCAGUAUUUGGGGUUCAUGACGAUGGAUUCCGAGGUUUGUUCAGUGAGAUUCCAUCUCCGCCGCAAGGAGGAAGAAGAAGAAGACUUGGUUGAUCUAUCUAUAAAGCAGGUAGCAUUACUUGACCAAGUCGAGAUAUCCAAAGCAGAGCCGUUCUUUCACUGCGACGGCUUAUUGUUAUGCGUGGCCAAGGACAACUCGAGGCUUGUGGUGUGGAACCCUUCUCUGGGACAAACAAGGUGGAUCAGACCGAGAACAAGUUUCCACAGACUAGACAGGUAUGCUCUUGGAUACGACAUGCACAACCGUAACCACAAAGUCUUGAGGUUUUUGGAUUAUUACCAUUACAAAGAGCGAAAACACCUUUUCGGGUUCGAAAUCUACGACCUUGGCUCUAAUUCAUGGAGGGUUAUUGACGUCAGACCCGACUGGGAGGUAGAUUCUCAUCAACGAGGCGUGUCUUUGAAGGGAAAUAUUUAUUUUUUCGCUCAUGAGAAAAUAGGUGUCGACUUUUUCGCUCCACUGCCACAAGGAACUCUUGUACAAGACACUGAACAUUUUCAAGACAUCACUGAAGAUUUUCAAGAUUUCUUGCUAUGUUUUGACUUUACAACAGAGAGAUUUGGUCAGCGUCUGCCUCUCCCUUUUCACUCUUAUAACGAAGAGACUGUGACACUCUCGUGUGUUAGAGAUGAACAGCUCGCGGUGCUAAAUCAGAAGGACGAGGAUAGAUUUGACAUAUUGGAGAUUUGGGUUACGACUAGGAUUGAGCCCAACGCUGUGUCUUGGAGCAAGUUUUUGAGCGUGGAUAUGAGACAACUCCCUGGUGUUGUUGGUACACUUAUGUUUUACUGUGAAAAUGGGAGCUUCUUCAUUGACGAGCAAGAGAAAGUCGCUGUUGUUUUCGAUGUAGACGAAAACGAACCCACCACCGAGACUGCCCGUUACCACACGGCUUUCAUCUUCGGAGACAAGGGCUACUUCAAAUCUGUUAGACUCGGAGAAGCUCUCAAUGUCGGUUGUUAUCCUGAUCGUUUGGGAUAUAUCCCGCCAGUGUAUCAACCCGCACUUGUGUGCCCUUCUUCUUAUCUCCCAAGCUUAGUGCAACUCAACCAUACGCCCAAAAGGAAAGAAAGAGAUGAUUUUAGUUUUAGAAUGGCUCAAAUUCCAGUUGUGUACGGUGAGUGGAAGUUUAAGGAGAAUUCAUGGCAUUUUGUUGUUGACAUGGGCAAAGGUGGAAGAAUGUGGUUUUUGAACGAUGGUUGCACCUUUGGGCAGCUUACUGAAAUGGCGCGAGAUGAUUAUAACUUGGGCAAGAAGACUGGGAUCAUCGAGUUAACCUACGCACUACCAGUCUCAAUGUUGCAAAAUAUGGCUCCAGAUACACCUCCAAUGCAUGUCACCAAUGAUAGACAAGUUUCAAGCUUGAUUGCGUUAAGCAGAGUACAUUUGUUACGCCUUUGUGUGUCCUGUCGAGUGGAGAUGGAUACUGAGGAGAACCAGGAACGAUCAGAUGAAGAGUUUGGUGAAGAUGUUGAGGAAAAUUCAGAACAUUCAACCGAUGAUGAGGCAGACAGUUCUGAUGUGAACGACGAUGGAGAAGAUGUCGACGAUGCAGCUUACUCUGACGGAGAAGAUUACAGUGUCUACGGAAAAGUGAAAGAUGAAGAUGAUGAUGAAGAUGAAGUCUGUAUUGAAAAGGUCAGAACCCGAUAUGGUGAAACAGGGAGCACACCCAUGUCAUGGUCUGAUAAUAUAUAUGUUGGGGCAAGUUUCCCUACAAAAGAGAAGCUGUUAUCAGAGGGUUUCAAUGAAGCAUAUGUUAGCAUCAGGAUGGAUUACACUACCUCUUACAGAUCUUUGAUAUAUGCCCAACAAUUGGUCAGAGGAACAGCUGAAGAUGGAUAUGCGAGUCUACCAGCUUACCUACAUUCAGUGAACAAAGCCAAUCCGGGAACUGUAUCAGCUCUUCAUGUAGAUUCGAAUAACAAAUUCAAAUAUCUAUUUCUCGCAUUUGGAGCAUCGAUUGCUGGUUUUCAGUAUAUGAGAAGAGUUAUUGUGGUUGAUGGCUGUCAUCUAACAGGGAAAUACGAGGAUGGUUAUCCUUUGGUGAUAGUUUCUGACAGACAUAUUUCUAUUAAGAAAGCUUGUGAAACUAUUUUCCCAUGGGAAAAACGAGGGAUCUGCUACUACCAUCUACAACAUAACAUAGUAACAAAGUUUAGGGGGAAGCAGCUGUUGUACUUGGUUAAACGUGUGGCUUAUGCUUACAACCUCUAUGACUACAACCGGUACAUGGCGGAGCUGAGACAGAUCAAGCCUGACCUUGCUGACUAUUUGGAAGAAGCCGAUGUCUCUCUUUGGUCCCGAGUUCAUUUUGUUGGAGACAGAUACAAUAUUAAGACUAGCAAUGUUGCAUAG